Molecule: messenger RNA, 527 nt
Organism: Helicoverpa armigera (cotton bollworm)
Lineage: Eukaryota; Metazoa; Arthropoda; Insecta; Lepidoptera; Noctuidae
Exons: 2
Coding region: 156-527 (123 amino acids)
Source: RefSeq, a predicted model, not a curated record
AUUAGCACUAGUAGGAGGUUUUGAGAGUCUAAAAAUUACCCGUAUGUAUGGUUUUGUACCAUAACGUGAUCGAUUCAUGGUCGGUUCAGACAAUAAAAUAGAUAUUAAAAGUAAAAUCUUAUUUUAUUAUUGUUUUUUGGUGUUGCCAGUUCAAAAUGCGUCAGCUGACAGUGUUGCUAGUGUUUUUGUUUGUUGUGUUCUGCGAUGGGUCAGAUAAUGACGUUGAAGAGAGAGGGAAGAAGAAGAAAAUUGGACUGUUUAUAUACUUCGUGGACCUAGUCAUCAAGAAGAUAUUCAUUCUGAAGCUGAUCUACGCCUUCGCGUUCUGGCUGCUUCUCCACAAAGCUGGUUACAUCUUCGGCUGGUUCCUCAGCUACAUCAAGGAGAAGCCGGAGUACCAUGGGCAUCACGAUCAUCACCACGUAGAAUAUGGUCACGAGUAUGGGCCCCAUGGACCAUAUAGACGGGGAGGUCAGAAGCCUGUUAACCCAUAUUCGGCGCCUAGUCGGAAUGUUAAUCCUUAUUAA